Trichechus manatus latirostris (Florida manatee) is the source of this 4025-nucleotide messenger RNA. It is a transcript of the gene ALDH6A1, whose product is annotated as aldehyde dehydrogenase 6 family member A1. The record is from RefSeq and is a predicted model, not a curated record. The coding region runs from base 1025 to 2425 and encodes 466 amino acids. The transcript has 12 exons. Lineage: Eukaryota; Metazoa; Chordata; Mammalia; Sirenia; Trichechidae. Gene Ontology annotation, cellular component: mitochondrion. Gene Ontology annotation, biological process: thymine catabolic process; L-valine catabolic process. Gene Ontology annotation, molecular function: methylmalonate-semialdehyde dehydrogenase (acylating, NAD+) activity; malonate-semialdehyde dehydrogenase (acetylating, [NAD(P)+]) activity.
CACAGGCACCUCUCCCUUCCAAGAAACUUCCCUUUCUGUUCACCUUUCUUAGAGCGCUUUCACCUGCCAGCAGUGUCCAGAUUUCUUCCUUCCCCUACCCUGCUUCACGCUCCUUAAUCCGAAGUAAGGGAGGAGGGGGCGCGCGAGGGGCGAGGGUCACUGAAUGAACUUUGAAUCUCUUUCUAGAAGUGUAUACUAGGUUUUCGCCAAAGCCAGACAUUUGCUGAGUUAUUCUCCCCACUAUGGUAUUUUCCACAGGCUGUGGGCUGUCCCCUUUCUUGCCAAGGCUUUGAGUGAAACUUUCAGCGAAGUUACAGUUUUCACGUUGAAGGAAAAUAAGGGCACAUAGUUAUGCUACCAGGAUGUUCCACGUACAUUGAAGGGACUAAAAAGCUCUUAAAACAGCGUGGUAAAAAUAGGAGUCAAGGAAGACAAGAAGUGUAAGUUUCAAGUUGUCUCCCCAAAGUCAGCUCAAAGAGUGCCAACACACCACAUCCUCAACUCCACACGUGGGAAGUGGAUCCUCUCUGAAGCAAGCCUAAGAAGAGAUGGUAGAGCUGCAGUCCUGAAGCUGGUGAUCUCCAGCUCUGUCCAUAGCUUUCCCCCUGUUGUUCACAGCCUAGUGGGACUUAAAAUAUGAGCAAGAUUUACUGCAGGCAAGAUUCUCAAACCUACAAGAAACAUUGCCCUCAUAACUCAUUAUAUUCAGCCUGGGAACUUCCUCUAUAUUGCUGGAUUUUUAGAGGGAAAAACCAGUUCAGCUCCUGAGAGUGAGGGGAAGUAGCAGAGUUGGAAGUUUUAAGAGAAUUGAUAAGUUUUGAAACAGCAAGGAGAGCAAAUAGUUUCUUCCAGGGUGAACUCUACCAGGUAUCCAUCAUCCUCCUUCUCUUCCUCUUCAGUGUCGACUGUAAAGCUCUUCAUCAAUGGAAAAUUUGUUGAAUCCGGAAGUGACAAAUGGAUUGACAUCCACAACCCAGCCACCAAUGAGGUAAUUGGUCGAGUCCCUCAAACCACCAAGGCUGAAAUGGAUGCAGCCAUUGCUUCCUGCAAACAUACUUUUCCGGCAUGGGCAGACACUUCAGUAUUAAGCCGUCAGCAGGUCCUGCUCCGCUAUCAACAACUUAUUAAAGAAAACUUGAAAGAAAUUGCCAAGUUAAUCACUUUGGAACAAGGGAAGACCCUAGCUGAUGCCGAAGGAGAUGUAUUUCGAGGCCUUCAGGUGGUUGAGCAUGCCUGUAGUGUGACAUCCCUCUUGCUGGGAGAGACCAUGCCAUCCAUCACCAAAGAUAUGGACAUUUAUUCCUACCGUCUGCCUCUGGGGGUAUGUGCAGGCAUUGCUCCAUUCAAUUUUCCUGCCAUGAUCCCCCUUUGGAUGUUUCCGAUGGCCAUGGUGUGUGGAAAUACCUUCCUGAUGAAACCAUCAGAGCGAGUCCCUGGAGCAACUAUGCUUCUUGCUAAGUUGUUCCAGGACUCUGGUGCCCCUGAUGGAACACUGAAUAUCAUCCACGGACAACAUGAAGCUGUAAAUUAUAUUUGUGAUCAUCCGGACAUCAAAGCAAUCAGCUUUGUGGGAUCCAACCAGGCAGGAGAGUACAUCUUCGAGAGAGGGUCAAGACAUGGCAAGAGAGUUCAAGCCAAUAUGGGAGCCAAGAACCAUGGAGUAGUCAUGCCAGAUGCCAAUAAGGAAAAUACCUUGAACCAGCUGGUUGGGGCCGCAUUUGGAGCUGCUGGUCAGCGCUGCAUGGCUCUUUCGACAGCAAUCCUUGUCGGAGAAGCCAAGAAGUGGCUGCCAGAACUAGUGGAGCGAGCCAAAAACCUGAGAGUCAAUGCAGGCGACCAGCCUGGAGCUGAUCUUGGCCCUCUGAUUACUCCCCAGGCCAAAGAGCGAGUCUGUAAUCUGAUUGACAGUGGAACCAGGGAGGGAGCUUCCAUCCUUCUUGAUGGACGAAAAAUUAAAGUCAAAGGCUAUGAAAAUGGCAACUUUGUUGGACCAACCAUCAUCUCAAAUGUCAAGCCAAAUAUGACCUGUUACAAAGAGGAGAUUUUUGGUCCGGUUCUUGUGGUUCUGGAGACAGACACACUGGAUGAAGCCAUCAAGAUUGUAAAUGACAACCCAUAUGGAAAUGGAACUGCUAUCUUCACCACCAAUGGAGCCACUGCUCGGAAAUAUUCCCACCUGGUGGAUGUUGGACAGGUGGGUGUGAAUGUCCCCAUUCCAGUGCCUUUGCCAAUGUUCUCAUUCACUGGCUCUCGAGCUUCCUUCAGGGGAGACACCAAUUUCUAUGGCAAACAGGUAACUUUAAGUUUAAAAAAAAUUUUUUCUCUAAGAAACUUUCUUAACAUAUUCAGGAGUAAAGAUUCUGCAAAGAAAGCCCUGCCAGCAGCUUCUGUGAGGUCAUACGUAGUUCAGCAAUGUUGUCAGUAGGUCCCCUAGAAAAGAUUUAAAAGUUAACAAGAUAUUGCCAAAGAUGUUGCCAAAGCUGUUUCUUCCUGAGUAACUCACAAGGCAACAUAGUUUUGGGUAAAGAGCAAAGUUUUGGAGAAAGAGCACAGGGAAGUCCAAGCUUUUGUAUAUGCCAUUACCUCUGCCUGUGACCCGCCUCCCCGCUUUCAUCUAAUUCCUAGUCAUCUGACAUGUCUCAGUUUAAAGAAUGAACUCCAAAAAAUCAUCCCUGACUACCACCACCCCUCCUUUCUCAAUGCUUGGGUUGGGUAUGCCUUCAUGUGCUCCCAUUGCACACAUUUCUCCUGUAAUAGUUAUUUGUUUACAAAAAAUUUUAUUGAGUACCAUCUUUGUACCAAACAGGCACUAUGAGUACAGCACUGAACAAGAAAAACAAGGCAGAUCUGAAGCCAAACUGCCUGCAUUCACUUCCCAACUUGGCUAGUUAGUAGCUUUGUGACCUUGGGGAAAUUAUGUAUCUUCUUUGUGCCUCAAGUUUCUUCAUGUAUAAAAUAAACAUAACGGUAGUACCUAUAUCUUAUGAUUUUAUGAGGAUUAAAUUACCACUGUUAUACUAUAUCCUUCAGCAGGUGCAGCUUUCCUAAGGCAGGAACAGCUUGGCAUGUUCAAACAGAAAGGGGCUGGAGCACAGUGAGUGAGUGAGGGGGAGAGUGGCAUGGGAUGAGGUUGGAGAGGCAGGCAGGGGCCAAGUCAUGCAGGGUUCUUUACACCAUGGUAAGAAGCCCUUUAUAUUAUAAUUAUUAUUUACUUAUCUGUAGUACCUAGCACAAAGCAGGUGCCCAAACAUUUGUUGAACAAAGGAGCUAAUGGAAGUUUUUUGUUGUCCCAUAGAACAACAGCCAUUUGGGAACUUUCCUUAAUAAAUUAAAUGUUUUCUAUACAAGUUUGUCCUUUUAUAGAUAAAUAAAAAAAUUAAUAGUGGGAUUACAUAGCAGAUAUGAUAGUCCAAGUGGUUAAGAAAUCAACACUUGUUAUUUAGAGGCUGAUUAUCCAAUUUGUGCAUUAGUCACGGUUUUUGCAAAAUUGACUAGUUUAAUACUGGUAAUGAGUUUCUUUUAGGGGAAGCAGAGUAAAACUAUUGCUUGAAAUAGUUUUUUCUUCCUUUUUUCUCUCCUCUUUUGGUUUAAUUACUGUAAGUUACUCUGGUAAACGAGGCUUCUUGGAAGAAAGGAUUGACCUCAUACAGUUUGAAGUCUUAAAUCCUUAAGUAAUUAAAUUGCUACUUUGUAUUCUGAAAAGAACACAAGGAAUGAUUCUUACAUAAUAGAAUAUAAAAGUUAGUUGUAUCUUACAUCAGAAGUAUAUAGCAGUCUCUAAAGUUGUUUUUAAUAUGUUCAAAUGGUCCAGAUUUUGUCAAAUAAUUCUGGAAGGAUAUUUUAAUUAACCUGGUGUGUUUUUUCCUAAAACAUCUUUCUAGCUUCCUAGUAAUUUCUUGGUAAACUUAUCAGUGUUUAGAUCUGCAUGAUGUAUUCUCUGUUGCUCCAGCCUAUUCUCAUAAAACAAACAACUUUAAAAAAAUGUAUAUGUAUAUAUAUAUAUACAUAUAUAUAUAUAUAUAUUU